Molecule: messenger RNA, 5020 nt
Organism: Drosophila erecta
Lineage: Eukaryota; Metazoa; Arthropoda; Insecta; Diptera; Drosophilidae
Product: peroxidasin
Exons: 9
Coding region: 267-4847 (1526 amino acids)
Biological process (GO): response to oxidative stress
Molecular function (GO): heme binding; protein binding; peroxidase activity
Source: RefSeq, a predicted model, not a curated record
GGCACAUAUGACUGCUUAGGAUACCAAAUGAUAUCUCUUGGAUUUCUCUUUGUGCAGCUGCGUGUGCUUUUGGGCGAUAUGUGAGCAGCACUGCCACUGUGUUGUAGGGACCACAUUUGGUGAUAAGCGCCGUCCAACGGCCCAGUGAUAAGCGGUUCGAACUUCCGCCCCUCGCAGGCGAUUGUUGUCUGGAGUCGAGUUGCUUGAACAGUUCUUGGAUUAACAACCGGUUGGUGAGAAGUGCGUGAAACUAGUUUGCCCUCGAAAUGCGAGUUCCGCUGCUGCUGCUGCAGCUGCUGGGGCUGCUCCUCCUCUCCGGCGGAGUCCAGUCCACCUACUGCCCAGCCGGAUGCACCUGCUUGCAGCGAACUGUGCGCUGCAUCCGCGCCAAGCUGACCGCCGUGCCCAAGCUGCCCCAGGAUGCCCAAACGGUAGAUUUGCGUUUCAAUCACAUCGAGGUGCUGCCGGCCAACGCGUUCAGCGGUCUCGUCCAGCUGACUACGCUUUUCCUGAACGAGAACGAGCUGGCUUACCUGCAGGAUGGGGCUCUCAAUGGACUGCCGGCGCUGAGGUUCCUCUAUCUGAACAAUAAUCGGCUAAGCCGCUUACCGGCGGACAUCUUCCAGCAAAUGCCACGCCUGGAGGCGAUUUUCCUGGAGAACAAUGACAUUUGGCAGCUGCCCGCCGGGCUCUUUGACAACUUGCCGCGCCUGAACCGCCUGAACAUGUACAACAACAAGCUGGCCGAACUGCCAGUAGACGGAUUUAAUCGGCUGAACAACCUGAAGCGCCUGCGACUGGACGGCAACCCCAUCGACUGCAAUUGUGGCAUCUACUCGCUGUGGCGCCGCUGGCACCUGGAUCUGAAGCGCCAGCUGGUGUCCAUCUCGCUCACCUGUGCCGCUCCCCAGCAGCUCGAAAAGCAGGGCUUUUCCAGCCUGCGAGAGCAACACUUCAAAUGCGCCAAGCCGCAGUUCCUGGUGGCACCACAAGACGCCCAAGCCGUUGCCGGGGAGCAGGUGGAGCUGAGCUGCGAUGUCACCGGCCUGCCCCGCCCCCAGGUCACGUGGAUGCACAACACGCAGGAGGUGGGCCUGGAGGAGUCGACGGGGGCGGAGAUCCUGCCCAGCGGCAGUCUGCUCAUCCGCAGCGCGGACCCCAGCGACAUGGGCAUCUACCAGUGCAUCGCGCGCAACGAGAUGGGUGAACUGCAUUCCCAGCCCGUUCGCCUGGUAGUUAAUGGCGGUAACCACCCACUCGAUUCGCCACUCGACGCCCGCAGCAAUCAGGUGUGGGCGGAUGCCGGAACAUCCACGCACGGAGCAACGACUGUGCCCUCGCCAUCGCCAUCGCAACCGCACUUUACACACCAGCCGCACGACCAAAUUGUGGCCCUUCACGGCUCUGGACACGUGCUGCUCGAUUGCGCCGCCUCCGGCUGGCCACAGCCGGACAUACAAUGGUUCGUCAAUGGCCGCCAACUCCUGCAGUCGACCCCCAGCCUCCAGCUCCAGGCCAAUGGCAGCCUCAUCCUGCUGCAGCCCACCCAGCUAUCAGCCGGCACGUAUCGCUGCGAGGCUCGCAAUUCUUUGGGCAGUGUCCAGGCCACCGCCCGCAUCGAAGUGAAGGAACUGCCCGAAAUUUUAACGGCACCGCAAAGCCAAACAAUCAAACUUGGCAAGGCCUUUGUGCUGGAGUGUGAUGCCGAUGGCAACCCGCUGCCCACCAUCGACUGGCAGUUCAAUGGAGUCCCACUGCCCGGAAAUACGCCCGACUUGCAGCUGGAGAACGAGAAUACCGAGCUGCUGGUGGGCGCUGCCCGGCAGGAGCAUGCCGGUGUCUAUCGCUGCACGGCGCGCAACGAAAAUGGGGAGACGAGCGUGGAGGCCACCAUCAAAGUGGAACGGUCGCAGUCGCCACCGCAACUCGCCAUCGAGCCGAGCAAUUUGAUGGCCAUUACGGGCACCACCAUCGAGCUGCCCUGCCAGGUCGACCAGCCGGAGGACGGACUGCAGAUUACGUGGCGCCACGAUGGCCGGCUCAUUGAUCCGAAUGUACAGCUGACGGAGAAAUAUCAAAUAAGCGGCGCCGGCAGUCUGUUCGUCAAGAAUGUGACCAUCCCGGAUGGCGGACGGUACGAGUGUCAGCUGAAGAACCAAUUUGGCCGGGUUUCCGCCUCCGCACUGGUUACCAUCAGAAACAACGUGGAUUUGGCUCCAGGAGAUCGGUAUGUGCGCAUCGCCUUUGCCGAGGCAGCCAAGGAGAUUGACCUGGCCAUCAACAACACCCUGGACAUGCUCUUCUCCAACCGAUCCGACAAGGCGCCGCCCAACUAUGGCGAACUACUGCGGGUCUUCCGCUUUCCCACUGGAGAAGCUAGGCAAUUGGCCCGCGCGGCGGAGAUCUACGAGAGGACACUGGUCAAUAUUCGGAAACACGUCCAGGAGGGAGAUAACCUGACCAUGAAGAGCGAGGAGUACGAGUUCCGCGAUCUGCUGUCACGAGAGCAUUUGCAUCUGGUGGCGGAGCUAUCGGGCUGCAUGGAACACCGUGAGAUGCCCAACUGCACGGAUAUGUGCUUCCACUCGAGGUACAGGAGUAUCGAUGGCACCUGCAACAACCUGCAGUAUCCCACCUGGGGCGCUUCACUCACCGCCUUCCGGAGACUGACGCCACCGAUUUACGAGAACGGUUUCAGUAUGCCCGUGGGCUGGACCAAGGGCAUGUUGUACUCGGGUCAUGCCAAGCCCAGUGCGAGACUGGUGUCCACCUCCCUUGUGGCCACCAAGGAGAUCACACCGGAUGCCCGGAUAACACACAUGGUGAUGCAGUGGGGUCAGUUCUUGGAUCACGAUUUGGAUCAUGCCAUUCCAUCCGUGAGUUCGGAGAGCUGGGACGGCAUCGAUUGCAAGAAGAGCUGCGAGAUGGCUCCACCGUGUUAUCCCAUUGAAGUGCCCCCGAAUGAUCCGCGCGUCCGAAACCGUCGUUGCAUUGAUGUGGUGCGAUCCAGCGCCAUCUGUGGAUCCGGCAUGACCUCCCUCUUCUUCGACAGCGUACAGCAUCGUGAGCAGAUCAACCAACUGACCUCCUACAUCGAUGCAUCUCAGGUGUAUGGCUACAGUACACCAUUCGCCCAGGAGCUGCGCAAUCUGACAUCCCAGGAGGGAUUACUGCGCGUGGGUGUCCACUUUCCGCGCCAGAAGGACAUGCUGCCCUUUGCUGCUCCCCAGGAUGGCAUGGAUUGCCGCAGGAAUCUCGAUGAGAACACCAUGAGCUGUUUUGUUUCGGGCGAUAUCCGGGUGAACGAGCAGGUCGGUCUGCUGGCCAUGCACACCAUUUGGAUGAGGGAGCACAACAGGAUAGCUAGCAAACUGAAGCAAAUCAAUUCCCAUUGGGAUGGGGACACCUUGUACCAGGAGGCUCGUAAGAUAGUGGGUGCCCAGAUGCAGCACAUCACCUUCAAGCAGUGGCUGCCCUUGAUUGUUGGCGAAAGUGGCAUGGAGAUGAUGGGCGAGUACCAAGGCUACAAUCCCCAACUGAAUCCCAGCAUAGCCAACGAAUUUGCCACGGCCGCCCUGCGAUUUGGCCACACCAUCAUAAACCCUAUUCUCCAUCGCUUGAACGAGACCUUCCAGCCGAUACCCCAGGGCCAUCUGCUCCUCCACAAGGCCUUCUUUGCUCCCUGGCGUCUGGCCUAUGAGGGUGGAGUGGAUCCACUGAUGCGGGGUUUCCUGGCCGUGCCCGCCAAGCUGAAGACCCCAGAUCAGAACCUCAACACUGAGCUCACGGAGAAGCUGUUCCAGACUGCCCAUGCUGUAGCAUUGGAUCUGGCGGCCAUCAACAUUCAGAGGGGCAGGGAUCACGGAAUGCCCGGCUAUAAUGUCUACAGGAAGCUAUGCAAUCUUACAGUGGCUCAAGACUUUGAGGACCUAGCCGGCGAAAUUAGUAAUGCCGAGAUACGCCAGAAGAUGAAAGAACUGUAUGGACAUCCGGAUAACGUGGAUGUUUGGUUGGGUGGCAUCCUCGAGGAUCAGGUGGAGGGCGGCAAGGUGGGUCCUCUAUUCCAGUGCAUGCUGGUUGAGCAGUUCCGUAGGCUUCGGGAUGGUGAUCGGCUGUACUACGAGAAUCCCGGUGUGUUUUCACCCGAGCAACUGACCCAAAUCAAGCAGGCCAACUUUGGUCGCGUGCUCUGCGAUGUGGGUGACAACUUCGACCAGGUCACCGAGAACGUGUUUAUUUUGGCCAAGCACCAGGGUGGCUACAAGAAGUGCGAGGAUAUAGCCGGCAUAAAUCUCUAUCUGUGGCAGGAGUGCGGCAGGUGCAACAGUCCACCGGCCAUCUUCGAUUCCUACAUACCGCAAACGUACACCAAGCGGAGCAACAGGCAGAAGAGAGAUCUCGGCAAGGAGAACGAGGAGGUGGCCACCGCCGAGAGCUAUGACAGUCCGCUGGAAACCCUCUACGAUGUGAACGAAGAAAGAGUCAGUGGGCUGGAGGAACUGAUUGGCAGCUUCCAGAAGGAACUGAAAAAGCUGCACAAGAAGCUGCGCAAGCUGGAGGACUCCUGCAAUUCCGCCGACUCCGAGCCAGUGGCUCAGGUGGUGCAGCUGGCGGCGGCACCGCCCCAGUUGGUUUCCAAGCCCAAGAGGAGCCACUGCGUCGACGACAAGGGCACCACCCGGCUGAACAACGAGGUCUGGUCUCCGGAUGUCUGCACCAAGUGCAACUGUUUCCACGGCCAAGUCAACUGCCUGCGGGAGCGAUGCGGCGAGGUCAGCUGUCCGCCGGGAGUUGAUCCACUGACGCCUCCGGAGGCCUGCUGCCCACACUGCCCGAUGGUCAAGUGAAGAGCCGUCAAAUGAAUUACGCAUAUCGACGUUUAUCCGUAGUAGCCACACUCACUCUAAUCAAAACCAAAAUGGAAACACACCGGCAAUUGCGCAAUGAGCAUGUUUAAUUGACAAUUAACUAACAAUGUACUGCUACACGUGUAAUAAAAUAAAGCACAUUAAUAACCCAU